Messenger RNA from Aspergillus novofumigatus IBT 16806, 1200 nucleotides. Its product is annotated as dipeptidase. NCBI's taxonomy places the organism in Eukaryota, Fungi, Ascomycota, Eurotiomycetes, Eurotiales, Aspergillaceae. The record is from RefSeq and is a predicted model, not a curated record. Gene Ontology annotation, molecular function: metallodipeptidase activity. Gene Ontology annotation, biological process: proteolysis. The transcript has 4 exons. Bases 1 to 1200 code for a protein of 399 amino acids.
AUGGAUACUGAAAAGAACCCCUGGAAUGAAUCACAGAUCCGUACUCUCCGGUCGACUCACAGACCCGGUUGGAUAAGAUUGCUGGCCAUAACUGUUGUACUUGCACUUGUCUUUGGGGCUCAAAUCGUUACAAACGGAGUCUGCUUACGGCAGUCACCAACUGUAGAAGAUGUCCUUCGUCAGGCUCCUCUGAUAGACGGGCAUAAUGACUUUCCAAUCUGGAUCCGAGCGUUCUACCAGAAUCGCAUCUAUCAACGAAACUUCACAUACGAUGGCCCACUCUUCGGACAGGUGGAUUUCCCCCGUCUUGCUCAGGGCCGUUUGCGAGGCCAAUUCUGGAGUGUUUAUGUGGAAUGCCCAAAGGCAGCCAAUGAUUAUUCUGACGAGACGUAUUUUGAGAUACAACGAGACACACUGCAACAGAUUGACCUGGUUAGUCGGCUAAUCCGCGCUGAGCCCGAUAUGUUAGCACUGGUCCACUCCAGCGCCGACGUAUGGGAGACAUUCAGCAAUCAGCCGACCCGUAUCGCCAGCGUCAUGGGCAUCGAAGGCCUCCACCAGAUCGCCAACAGUGCCAGCAUUCUCCGUCUAUACCACAGUUUAGGCGUGCGAUAUGCCACACUGACACACGAAUGCCACAAUGCCUUCGCCGACAGCGCCACCCCGGCCCGACCACUCCACAACGGACUUUCUGAGGCAGGACGCAUACUAGUCGGCGAGAUGAACCGCCUGGGAAUGAUCGUGGAUCUGGCGCACGUCAGCUACGAGACGAUGCUCGCCGCCCUGGACGUGACGACCGCGCCUGUCAUCUUCUCGCAUUCCUCCGCCUACGCGUUAUGCCCACAUGAGCGGAAUGUACCGGACGACAUACUCUGGAAACUGAAAAGGAACGACGGAGUCGUCAUGGUUAGCUUCUACCCGUCCUACACGCGGUGCGACGACCCGGACCGCGCCACCAUUGAGGAUGUCGCCGAUCAUAUCCAGUACAUUGGCGAGUUGAUCGGCUACCGGCAUGUCGGACUGGGGUCGGAUUUUGAUGGAAUGCCGUCGGGGAUCAGGGGGCUGGAAGAUGUCAGAGCUGGCUGGAGUGGUCGGGGCAAUGUUCUGCGGGUUUUACGGGCCGUGGAGGAUGAGGCUGCAACACGGGCUGACGAAUUGCCUCUCGAGGAUGAUGUGAAGCCAUUCUUCUCUUGGAUAUGA